CGCGGCAGAGCAAGCAGACGACGUUUCAUACAGUCAGGUAUCUACAGUACAUGUACCUUACCGCGACAGAAAGACCGCGAGGCCUCUUCCCGUCACUGACACAGCAGCGCCAAUGCGACGAUAGACGACGACGACGACGACGACACGGCAUCGACCCUUCAAUUGUCCCCGCCGCCUCCUGCACUGUACCUGACUUGACCUGACCCGACCUGACCUGACCUCACUGUAACUCAGCCAGGGCCGUACUUGACCCAUGGCCAAUAAUACCUGGGCCCUUCCACGACAGCCGGAAGGCACCACCCAGCACCAGCACGAGCGCGACUUCUACAACACGCCACGGGGCAGUCCCCAACACAGUCGCCAGUCGUCGCUGCACUUGUCGCCGUCGUCGCUCAAGCCUGCCGCCAGCCCCAAUGGACGCGCCAACGGGUUUGGAAAUGGAAAUGGAAAUGGAUCCCGAGCCGGUCUCUACACGAGCAGGAAGACGACCAGCACGCAGAGUGGUAGUCUGUUCACCCAUGCCGAGCUAAGCAACGAAACCACACCGGCUGCGAGCCCCGUCGACGAGCUGCACCGAAGCCUGUCGCCGUCCAUUAGCAACGUCCUCUCACACCAACAAAACGGCCAGAUACCACAUCAACACCACCACUCCCACAGUCACGACGACAUCCACCACCACCGCCACGACGACGGCGGCGCCCACCACCACCACCACCACUCCCACCCCCACGAGCCUUCGCACGCGCACAGUCACUCGCUACCACCCAUGAAACGACCGACGCGGCCACGCGGCGAAUCAGAUCUGGGACGACCUGCAGGUUCAUAUCACCCACAACUUCAAAAGGCUUCAUCGUCGUGGUUCUCGCUGCCCGAGGCGCUGACGAGUCUGCUCCUUCCCUUGCCCUACUUGCUCGCUUCCGCCGCCUACCACCCUGGCGCCUCCGUCGAGGAUGGCAUGCCGCCUCUGUCUGCCUACCAGAGACUGCAGAAAUCGGUGUUGGAGGAGAGCUCGACUGCUGGACAGACAAUGCUGGUGCGGAAAGGAUGUGGCUUCGUGGAGGCGUGUGUUCUCACCAGUGGGACGCUGCUCCUGACAGGGUUCGUAGCCAAGAUCAGAUCUUCAGAGAGAAUGCUGGACAGGCGGAAAGACAAGCCCGAGACCUCUUCUACCAAUACUCUGUUCACACUUGCAUCGAUGCAGCAGAUGCUCAGUCGAGCACUCGGGAUUGGCUUACCCUUCUAUGCUUCGACGCAGAUCGGUGGCAUGCGGACGGGCGUGGUGCUACUUGUCGCCAUGGCAUCGGGUCUGAACAGCGCCGACUCACCCCAGAGACCUUCGUGGCAUGAAUGGCAGCACAUGCUGAAAUCUCGAGUCGCGUCGGUAGCUGUGCUGCUGCUGGCAGCCCUUUUGGACUUUGCUGGAAUCACAUUCAAGGCCGCUUUCACAGAUAUGCUGGUCGGGUAUCUGGCUCUCGCAUGUUCAGUCAUCUUCAUCUCGCCACCACUGCCAUGCACGCGCAUGUCUCCAUCUUCUGCGCAGCACUCAAAUACUGUGACACCAACAACGCCACUCACAGGUCGCCCACCAUGGGCUCGAGCCACCGCACCCUCGAUUGUAUCGUCAGUGAGUGAGGUCAACCUGACCCUCGCAGCUGGCGUGGUCAUGUCGAUAUGUACGGUCCUGAUUUCUGCCUUUCUCGCCACUGCACCGUCUACGGCACCGUCGUCCAUCAUGUUCACUGUUCUGUCAAUUGCAUUUUCGGCCGCUGCAGUUCUCUUUGCCCAGCCAUCAGCGCUCCGGAGCCAGUACAAGAUAGGCCUGGGCAUCAGCUGUUUCACGUUUGCUGUUCUUGCGUUUCUCUUCUCGCCCUCCCUCUGGCCAGGGACAAUUCUCAACGGCGGUCUUGCCGCGCUCUCAUACUUUGGGGUCCUGUACGAUACUUCGCUGGCUACGGUGCACGAGCGCCAUAACGACCAUAUUCACGACCAUGCGCAUAACGCGCACAAGCAUACCCAGAAUGAAGGCAGUCAUUCUGGCAUAACAAAAUAUCUGAUUGAUAACUCUGAGCCUGGAUCGCUCAUGUACGGCAUCCUGAGUGAGAGAGACUCGCGGCGAAUCGCGUACUUUACAUGCUUGAACUUCGCCUUUAUGAUUGUACAAGGUAUCUAUGGGUACCUGAGCGGCUCCCUUGGCUUGCUCAGUGAUACAGUUCACAUGUUCUUCGACUGUCUGGGACUCGUGGUAGGCCUGGGCGCUGCGGUAGCUUCAAAGUGGCCCACUAGUCCAGACAGACCGUACGGAUGGGGGAAGCUGAAUACUCUUGCGGGUUUCGGAAAUGGCAUCUUUCUGAUGCUGGUCAGCGUGGAGUUUAUAUGGGAGGCCAUGGAAGGCAUUGUUGAGCAAAAGGAAUUGCGGCAUGUGCAGGAACUCUUGGUUGUAAGUACGCUUGGUUUCCUGGUCAAUAUGGUAGGCCUCUUCGCGUUCGGCCAUGCACAUCAUGGACAUGACCACGGCGGUCACUCACAUGGGCACUCUCACGAUCAUUCCCACAGCCACUCGCAUGCUCACGACCACGACCACGGCCAUGCACAUGACCAUUCAUUGCACGGCCAUUCCCAUGGAAACUCGCAUGAUCACGAUCACAGCCAUGCCCAUGACCAUUCAUCGCACGGUCAUUCCCAUUCACAUGGGCACGAGCACCACAACUCCGUGCAUGGCCACAAAAUAAACGAAUCGUCCGGCACGAAUGGCGAUAUUUCUGGCUAUUGUAACCACAAACACGAAAAGACUCAGGCCGCUCAUGCGCACAGUCACGGGGACGAUGAGCACAACGAUAACAUGCAUGGUAUCUUCUUGCAUGUUGCUGCGGAUGCCGGUGGCUCUCUCGCGGUUAUACUGAGUACUGCAAUGACUCUGUGGAAACCGUGGUACUUAUGGGAUCCUUUGGCGACGAUAGUCAUCGCCCUUCUCAUCUUCGCCGCAGCUGUACCGCUUGUGAUCAGUUCAGGGCAGAAGUUAUUACUGGUCAUCCCAGGCACGCUGGAGUAUGAAAUCAAAAACACACUUCAAGAACUGGGAGAACUUCGCGGCGUGGUUGGAUAUGCCGUUCCCAGAUUUUGGAUAGACGAUAGCGAUGAUGUGGCAGAUUCGCAUGGCCACCAUCAUGGGCAUGAUCAUGGCGCUGGAUCGGGCAAGAAGAAGGUGCAAGGCGUGAUACAUAUUAUUGCGAAUCCUGCGGCGGAUUUGGAAGACGUCAGGCAUCGGGUCGACGAAUUCAUGAGAGAAAAGCGGAUGGAUGUAGUGAUCCAUGUGGAAAGAGAGGCGGAAGGCACUUGCUGGUGUGGCGGCGGCCAGACUGGGAGUGUCAGUGGGUUCUGAGCGUUAUAGCGAGCAUAGCAUGUGCAUAUGUAACAAAACAC
Messenger RNA from Sphaerulina musiva SO2202, 3420 nucleotides. Its product is annotated as cation efflux protein. Gene Ontology annotation, biological process: transmembrane transport; zinc ion transport; intracellular zinc ion homeostasis. The coding region runs from base 254 to 3379 and encodes 1041 amino acids. The record is from RefSeq and is a predicted model, not a curated record. Lineage: Eukaryota; Fungi; Ascomycota; Dothideomycetes; Mycosphaerellales; Mycosphaerellaceae. Gene Ontology annotation, cellular component: membrane; Golgi apparatus. The transcript has 2 exons. Gene Ontology annotation, molecular function: zinc ion transmembrane transporter activity.